CUUUACCACCAGCUACACACUCAACACAGCACAAAUACGUCAAUCCACGCUCUCCUUGUUUCUAUCUUUCCAACAUGUCCACUAACUGCCGUCGUAGACUGAUUCGGGACUUCAAACGUCUGUCCUCCGACCCUCCGGGCGGCAUCUCUGGCAGCCCAUGCCCGGACAAUAUCAUGCUAUGGAAUGCCGUCAUCUUUGGUCCAGCGGACACACCGUUCGAAGACGGCACCUUUAAGCUCCUGCUAACGUUCGACGAGUCAUAUCCGAAUAAGCCUCCCACUGUCAAAUUCCUUUCGCGCAUGUUCCAUCCAAACGUCUACGCGAAUGGCGAGCUCUGUUUGGACAUCCUGCAGAAUCGCUGGUCGCCAACAUACGAUGUCGCCGCGAUCCUCACCUCAAUCCAGAGUCUGCUGCACGACCCCAACCCGAACAGCCCUGCUAAUGCAGAGGCGGCGCAGCUGUAUCGGGAAAACAUGAAGGAGUACGUCCGACGCGUGCGCGCGACGGUAGAGGAAAGCUGGCUUGAUCCGGAGGAGCAUCAGGAAAUGGAGCAGGACGGCUGCGAGUCCUCUGCUUCUUGAUUAUGGACACUCACCUUGGACUCGUGUCAUACUAUUGGUUCGUGUGGGAUGUCCCGUCAACAUUUUCCGAGUCAUCAUCUGUAUUCCUUGUGUUCGUUUUGCAUCCUAAUAAAUACCCGCUGCCCUUUGUACUGU
Postia placenta MAD-698-R-SB12 is the source of this 716-nucleotide messenger RNA. RefSeq lists its product as hypothetical. Gene Ontology annotation, cellular component: HULC complex. Gene Ontology annotation, molecular function: ubiquitin conjugating enzyme activity. NCBI's taxonomy places the organism in Eukaryota, Fungi, Basidiomycota, Agaricomycetes, Polyporales, Adustoporiaceae. The record is from RefSeq and is a predicted model, not a curated record. Gene Ontology annotation, biological process: DNA repair; proteasome-mediated ubiquitin-dependent protein catabolic process; protein polyubiquitination. Bases 75 to 581 code for a protein of 168 amino acids. The transcript has 3 exons.